Odobenus rosmarus divergens (Pacific walrus) is the source of this 2102-nucleotide messenger RNA. It is a transcript of the gene TMEM150A, whose product is annotated as transmembrane protein 150A. Gene Ontology annotation, biological process: protein localization to plasma membrane. The transcript is spliced from 8 exons. The record is from RefSeq and is a predicted model, not a curated record. The coding region runs from base 215 to 1030 and encodes 271 amino acids. Lineage: Eukaryota; Metazoa; Chordata; Mammalia; Carnivora; Odobenidae.
UAAACCUUCCAGGGCUGCUCCGAGGGCCGCAGCCAGAGACGGCGCCACGCGGGGCCGAGCAGGGCGCGGCGGCGGCGGCGGCGGGGCGCUCCGGGGAGGCCUGGGCCGCUGAUGGUUUUGGCGAAGUAUCUUAAGGUAGCUGGGCCGGCCCCCUUUUUCCCACCUACCUCUUGUCCUUCCCCCUACACCACCACCACCCUGGCUCCCCUCCCUCAUGACCGCCUGGAUCCUCCUUCCUGUCAGCUUGUCAGCAUUCUCCAUCACGGGCCUAUGGACUGUGUAUGCCAUGGCCGUGAUGAACCGCCACGCAUGCCCUGUGGAGAACUGGUCCUACAACGAAUCCUGCUCUCCUGACCCCGCUGAACAAGGGGGCCCGAAGACCUGCUGCACCCUGGACGAUGUUCCCCUCAUCAGCAAGUGUGGCACAUAUCCCCCAGAGAGCUGCCUCUUCAGCCUCAUUGGCAACAUGGGUGCUUUCAUGGUGGUCCUGAUCUGCCUGUUGCUCUACGGGCAGCUCCUGGAGCAGAGUCGUCAUUCCUGGGUUAACACCACAACGCUCAUCACGGGCUGCACCAAUGCUGCGGGCCUCGUGGUGGUCGGCAACUUCCAGGUGGAUCAUGCGAAGUCUCUGCACUACAUCGGAACUGGUGUGGCCUUCCCCGCCGGGCUGCUCUUCGUCUGCCUGCACUGUGCCCUCUCCUACCAUGGGGCCACUGCCCCCCAGGACCUGGCUAUGGCCUACCUGCGGAUUGUACUGGCAGCCAUCGCCUUUGUCACCCUAGUCCUCAGCGGUGUCUUCUUUAUGCAUGAGAGCUCUCAGCUGCAGCACGGGGCAGCCCUGUGCGAGUGGGUGUUUGUGAUUGACAUCCUCAUUUUCUACGGCACCUUCAGCUAUGAGUUUGGGGCAGUCUCCUCAGAGACACUGGUGGCUGCGCUGCAGCCUGCCCCUGGCCGGGCCUGCAAGUCCUCCGGGAGCUGUAGCACCUCCACUCACCUCAACUGUGCUCCCGAAAGCAUCACCAUGAUCUGAGAUCUGGGGAGGGUGGCUGGCCCAGCCUCAGCAGCUCCCCACUUCUUAACUUUGCAUUUAUUUUGUACCAAAAACAAUUUUGAGAAAGUAUUCUGCUGGGAUAUAGGCUUCCUUGCUGCUGGAGGAGUGGCCAUCCCAUGCCCACCUGUGCCAUAGCGGAGCAGGCCUGGCGGCGGCCUGGACCACACACAACCUACUCCCCAACUCUGCAGUGUUGUUUUUAUGUUUAAAGGUCACAUAUCCUCACUCACCCAGCCGGCCCUUCAGGUGCCUUCUACUCCCCAGUGCCAAGGCCACACCACUGGGGUUUCCUGCUGCAGAAAUUGGGGGCUGGGAACAGCAAGAGGGACAGAAGUCUGUGGGAAGGCCCACUUUUGGGCCCACUGAGGUGCACUGGGAUUCUUCACUCUGCCCCUUACUUUCUUUUGGGCAAAUAAUACAGCAGAACCACAUGGGUAUUUUAGUACUUUUUUUUUUAAUCUAUUAAAAGAAUUCUAAUUUGCAUGUUUGUAGUAUGUUCUAAAGAAUCAAGGGAGGGCCUAAGCCUCCCUAGGCAAAGGAUGGGAGGAAACCCCUGCCCUCAGGGAAGAGUCCUGAGUGCCCAAUGCUCUUUGAGAGCAGGGCUGCCAAGAAUAAAGGAUGCCUGGUGCCAUCCAAAUACCCCUCAAGGGCUUGAAACCCUUUCUGGGCCUUUAAACUGUCUGAAGAAUUGAUGUGAUCCUUCCCCCACUCAGAGUGUGGUUUGAAGUUGGCUUCCUUAGUAAGGGAUAUUGGCGGGGGUGGGGUCAUUCAUAGAACAACUUUAAAAUGCUAGAAGCAAUUUUCACAAUGAAGCUAAAGAAAGCCUGUGGGAUUCCAAGGUUGACUAAAAAUUGCAGGGGAGAGAGAUGUAGGCUAAUUUUUCUUCACCAUCUGUAAGUAGCCACUGGAUGCCAGACCCUGACCCAUUUUGCUUUCCAACGAUGAGCAUAUAGGCCCAAGCACUGGCUGGUCUAGUGGCCAGGUUCUUGACCUGGGUUCCACUGCUCUCAGGCCAGUAGGCUUGGCAGGAAGGGACACACAGCCUGGUGCU